AUUUCUAUUCAGUUCAAUAGUUACAGUGUACUACUUGGACAGACAGUAACUCUUGUCUGUACAAUAUCCGCUAACCCAAGUGCCACAAGUGUACGGUGGUAUAAAGUUAUUAAUGGUGUACAAACUUCUCUCUCUACCACUGCUGGGAAAUAUAACAUGCCAACUGUCAGCAGUCCUAAUCUGAUUAUCAACAGUGCUGCUCAGAGCGAUACUGGUUACUAUGUUUGUACAGCAACUAACAUUGUCGGUACCGGAGCUUCAUCUCAGACUUAUUUGACUGUUACAGGAAAUUUGCCAACAGUUACUGUUACCUUGUCAAAUUAUAACACUAACAUUGGUGGGACUGUGAUUCUUGGUUGUACUGUUGAUGCCACUCCUGCUGCCACCAAUGUAUACUGGCAACGUAUCAUUAACAAUCAACAACAAAGUAUUGAUACAACCUCCUCCAACUCACGGUACAGUGGUUCUACUGUCUCUAGUCCGUCACUUGUCAUUACUAACGCUCAGUCAUUGGAUGAAGGAAACUAUAUAUGUUAUGCUACAAAUAGCAUUGGAACUAGUAACAGCCAACAGACUUAUCUCAACGUCCUUGGGAAUAUCCCCGUAGUGACAGUACAAGAAAGUGUGUACUCUGUCAACAUCGGAGGUAGCAUCAAUCUCGUGUGUAAUAUACAAGCAAACCCUCCUCAUACCUCAGUCACAUGGCAGAAAAUUAUGAAUGGAGUUACGACCACGGUUACAAUAUCUGGGAGGUUUUCUGGCGCUACAGUAAACAGUCCAACUCUUACAAUAUCUAAUGUAAUUCUUGACGAUGAAGGAUACUAUGUAUGUUUUGCAACGAAUAGUGUUGGAAACGGUCAAAGUCCGCAAUGUUUUUUAGAUGUCAUUGGAAGUAUCCCGACAGUAAUUAUAGGGUCAGACUACUACCCAGUUAACUACGGAAAUACAGCAACCAUUGAAUGCAAUGUUGUUGCUACACCAACAGAAACAAGUAUAUCGUGGCAGAAAAUACAGAAUAGUAUACCGUCGACAGUAGUUAUAUCAGGACGAUACCAGGGUGGUAAUGUAUCUUCCCCACAUUUGAUUAUCACUGAUGUGGAAAAUACGGACGAGGCAUUCUACAUGUGUUUUGCUACUAACAUUGUAGGAAUUGGACAAAGUUCUCAGACCUAUCUCGACGUACAAGGAGGUAUGUAUAACAUAGUUUAAAUAUCCAAAAUACCA
This is a messenger RNA of Mytilus californianus (California mussel), 1224 nucleotides long. RefSeq names its product hemicentin-1-like. The transcript is spliced from 4 exons. The record is from RefSeq and is a predicted model, not a curated record. Bases 157 to 1209 code for a protein of 350 amino acids. NCBI's taxonomy places the organism in Eukaryota, Metazoa, Mollusca, Bivalvia, Mytilida, Mytilidae.